AUGGGACUGUCCCAAAUACCUGCCACAGCGCACGACAUCGAAAUGGCUACGAACAACCAAGACGAAGAACAACGGAUACGAGAUGUCGAACCGCAAACCGAACUAGAACCACCGCUCCCACCCUCGAUCCCCUCGCACUUAGCCUACCGUCUCUACACAUCCCAUUUCCUGUCAACAUGGAACUCGCGCCUCUUCGAAUUUGGAUCUGUGCUAUUCCUAGCAUCCAUCUACCCACAGACUUUACUCCCCAUGUCCGUCUACGCGCUGGUACGCAGCGGCGCUGCAAUCAUAUUUGCGCAGGCAUUGGGGGCAUGGAUCGAUCGUGGAGAGAGACUGUCUACGGUACAGGUGUCGAUUAUCGGUCAGCGGUUGGCGGUUGCGGCGAGUUGUGCUAUUUUUUGGGUAUUGCAGCAAGAAGAUGAGGUGAUUGGAGGUGGGAGAGUGAAGGAUGGGCUUUUCGCGGUUACGGUUAUGCUGGCGUGUGUGGAGAAGUUGUGUUCUGUGUUGAAUUCGGUUUCGAUUGAGCGGGAUUGGAUUGUUGUUAUUACGGAAGGGAAUGAAGGAGUCCGAAGAGUGAUGAAUGCGCGAAUGCGAAGAAUUGACCUCUUUUGCAAACUCAUGGGCCCGUUGACGAUUUCCUUAGUGGCGUUGGCGUCAACUCUGAUGGCUAUCCGGGUUACUCUAGCUAUGAACGUGGCUUCGGUCUUGGUUGAGUAUAUAUGUAUUGCUCAGGUCUUUAAGAGAUUCCCUCAACUGCGUCGAAACGAAGUCGAACGCCUGGAAUCGAGUGCCGAUGCGGCUCCACAACGAUCUGCCAUGACAACGAUUUUCUAUUGCUUGAAGGGAGUCUUCCCCAUCAGAUCGCUUCACUUCUACUUCAACCACUCCGCAUUUAUCCCGUCAUUCGCGCUAUCCCUUCUCUACUUCACCGUUCUAUCCUUUUCUGGACAAAUGAUCACAUACCUCAUCUCAGUCGGCUACAGCACCCUCUACAUCGGCAUUGCGCGAACAGUGAGCACUGCCCUAGAACUCAGCGCAACAUGGAUCGCACCCCGGAUGAUGAAACGUGUUGGUGUUGUGCGAGGAGGGAUAUGGAGUCUCUGUUGGCAGAUGGGCUGGCUCGGUGCUGGGGUCACAUGGUUCUUUGCUGAUUUCAAUCGCGAGGGCCGCGAUGUGAUUAUCGCGGCGACUGGCUUGGCGGUCGGGGUUGCGUUGAGCAGAAUUGGGCUAUGGGGUUAUGAUUUGUGCGCACAGAAUCUCAUUCAAGAUGAAGUGGAAGAUUCACAUCGCGGAGAAUUUUCCACCACUGAGGCCGCAUUCCAAAACCUUUUCGAGUUGCUGUCAUAUGCAUCGACGAUCAUCUUUUCGAAACCAUCGCAAUUCCAGUGGCCGGUGGCUAUCAGUACAGCAGCAGUUUACAUGGCGGGCGGAUUGUAUGCGUAUUUCGUGCGACGCAGAAGAGGCCAUUUGUUCCACCCGCCGGAGUGGAUGUUGAUCAAGCGACCGGAGGCUGUAUAA
Talaromyces marneffei is the source of this 1518-nucleotide messenger RNA. RefSeq lists its product as uncharacterized. The transcript has 5 exons. The coding region runs from base 1 to 1518 and encodes 505 amino acids. The record is from RefSeq and is a predicted model, not a curated record. Gene Ontology annotation, molecular function: iron ion transmembrane transporter activity. Lineage: Eukaryota; Fungi; Ascomycota; Eurotiomycetes; Eurotiales; Trichocomaceae. Gene Ontology annotation, cellular component: membrane. Gene Ontology annotation, biological process: iron ion transmembrane transport.